This is a messenger RNA of Xenopus laevis (African clawed frog), 3477 nucleotides long. Its product is annotated as oocyte zinc finger protein XlCOF7.1-like. NCBI's taxonomy places the organism in Eukaryota, Metazoa, Chordata, Amphibia, Anura, Pipidae. The transcript is spliced from 4 exons. Bases 1057 to 3258 code for a protein of 733 amino acids. The record is from RefSeq and is a predicted model, not a curated record.
UAUUCAUCAGUAAAAAACAGACAAAACCCCUCACAAAUGUUCCUGAAGAAUCCGGGUUUAUUCAUCGGUAAAAACAGACAAAACCCCUCACAAAUAUUCCUGCAGAAUCCCAAGUACAGGGUCCCCCCCUUGUUUUCCCCACCUCACACAAUGCAAUCCCAUCUCUAUGCACUGGAUAGUAACUAAGCCAUGUUCAUGUGAGUAUCUUAGUAUUUACACGUUUUUCUUGUAUUGGCCAGAUUAUUGUUCGGGUUUUAUAAGGCUGAAAACAAAAAGUUCAGACCCGAACAGGCCUUACAAAAACCGAACUGUUUGGAUCAAAACCCUAAAGGAAUCACAACUACUCGUGAGUAGGGUUGCCACCUGGUCGGUAUUUUACUGAUGCUUGAGCCCAAUGUUAUUAAUAGGGAAAUAAAGAUAAAAAUAUAGGAAGGCCGGUAUUUUUUUCCAGAAAAGGUGGCAACCCUACAAUUGAAGUUGCUGUGAAUGAACUCUUUUCUCUUCCCUCACAGCUACAUAAUUUGUCCUCAGCCCCUAACUCCAUCAGUCCCUCACUGCUGGCCGUCCAUCCAAUGACUUUCCUCUACAGCUCUCUGCCCCACCUCAUCCUGUUUAAUAGCCAAUUACUGAGUUAAAGGAAACACACGCCUCCUCUUCCACACAGCAAAUAGGGCUGGGGAGUGGGAGCAGGUCAAUAAGGGAUGCCGCUUCAUUGCCACUAUUUGUUUGCAGGGGGGUACUCUGGUUACUACUGGCUGUCUCUAUCCCGCCUCCUCCCCUUUAGCCAAUGACAGAGUGUAUUGCGACUUCUCUUGUAUAUCUAAAGGCUGCUUGCCUUCUCCCCUAAGAAGCAGAGGCAGUACAGUAAAGGGACAGAGGCUGCACUGACAUAAUCAAGUUUGGUUGGCAGGGCACCCCGGGUGUUAUUGGCUCUCUCUGUCUUGCCCUGUCCCCAUUUAGCCAAUGAAUAGGCCCCUCCUGCUCAGCUACAGACAGGACAGCACUUCUCACCUGGGAAACAGGACUGGGGAGCAGGAGCAGGACUGUAUAUAGGGAAUGACUGAGAAGCAGAAUGAGACCGUCUGGUGGAUCAAGAAUGAAAAUGAGGAGCGGGGGAAGAAGGAGAGAAUGGUGACUCUGACACUGGAGAUGAUCUAUCUGCUGACUGGAGAGGUUGCCAUAAGGACAGAUCAUGUUUCCAUCUAUUUUUCCUUGGACGAGUGGGACUAUAUAAAAAGAAACAAGGACCUUUACGAGGAAGGGAUAAAGGAGAAGAAGCCCCAGGAGGUCCACCCACUGGAUUAUGUAAGUGAAGAUAUCCACAAUAUUAAAGGUAAUCUGGAGGUCAUAUUAUAUUGUGAAAAUGACCCAAACAAGAUUGUGGCUGCAGAUUCUUGCGAAGAUGAACAUUUCCCCAAAACCGAAUCUUCUCCAGAGGAACAGCCCCCGCCAGCGAAUGGGAUUAAAGAGGAAAUGACUUUGUGGGAAGGGAGAAACCAAUCAGAUUGCAGCAUUAAUCCAUUUAUAGAACAGAUACAGGAAACAGAUACACCUACUCCUAUCAUGGGAUGCAGCCUGAAGAACAAAUUGGCAGAUAAAUAUGUAUCAAAUGGAAUUAAAAAGGAAACAGCUUCAUGUAGAGGGGGAAACCAUUCAGAUGUCAGCAGCAAUUCUCUAACUGAAGAGAUACAGGAAGCAAAUAAACUUGCACCUGUCACAGGGUACAGUCUAAAUAGCAGUUUGACAACUAAUUAUAUCUCAGAUGCUAUUCUGAACAUAUCUGCUCCAUAUGAAGUGGAAAACAUUUCAGAUUACAGCAUUGAUCCACUUACAGAACAGAUACAGGGAACAGAUACACCUACUCCUAUCAUGGGAUGCAGUCUGAAGAACAGCUCAUGGGCUAAUGACAUAAUCACAACGACUAUUAAAGAGGAAACUGUUUCUUGGGAAAGAGCACAUUCUUCAUAUUACAGUACAAAUCCAUGUACAGAACAGAUACAGGGAACAGAUACACCUACUCCUAUCAUGGGAUGCAGCCUGGAUAACAGCUUGGCAGAUAAUGAUGCAUCAUGUAGUGUUAAAGGGGAAUCUCUAUCAUGGAGAGGAGGAAACCAUUCGGUUUAUACGAUGAAUCCGCUUUCAGACCAGAAACAGGGAACAGAUACACUCCCUCCCGUCAUGGGAUACAUCUUAAAUAACGGUUUGACAAAGAAUAAGGGCAGUGAUUAUGGGAGAAGCAUUAGUAAUAAAGCUUUACUUAAACCCCAAUUUAGAACCAGGUUCUUACCGGGAAUGCACAACUGCACCGAGUGCCAUAGGAUAUUUCACAGUGAAAGCACGCUCGGUAGGCAUCAGAGAAAGGUUCACAAAAUAGAGAAACCAUUUGCUUGCUCGGAAUGCGGGAAACGCUUUAAACUUUGCUCGAAGCUUGCCACGCACCAGAGGUAUCACACAGGAGAGAAACCAUUCUCUUGCUCCGAGUGCGGCAAAUGUUUUACUCACCGCUCAGACCUUAAUCGCCACCGCAAAACGCACAACGGAGAUAAACCUUUUCCUUGUCCUGAAUGUGGUAAAUGCUUUGCACAGCGCUCCGACCUUACCAGACAUCACAGAAUUCACAACGGAGAGAAACCGUUCUCUUGUCCCGAGUGCGGGAAAUGCUUUUCGCAACGGUCCCUACUUAAUAAACAUCUGGUGUCUCACGGGACUGAAGCUUUUCCUUCUGAAUUCGGGAAAUAUUUUAACCGUUGCUCAGACUUUAGGAAGCAGCAGAAAGCUGAUACAGUAGAGAAACAAUUUUCCUGUUCGGAAUGUGAUAAAAUUUUUAAGCAUUACUCCGACCUUAAAAAGCAUCAGCGAGUUCACACAGGGGAGAAACCAUUCACCUGCAAUGAAUGCGGUAAAUGUUUUACCCAGAGAGCCAACCUUAAUAAACACAACAGAAUUCACACUGGGGAGAAGCCAUUUUCCUGCGCUGAAUGCGGGAAAUCGUUUAUCCAGAGGGUGCAGCUUAUCCAGCAUCACAGGAGUCACAAUGGAGCCAGGCCGUUUUCUUGCUCUGAUUGCCGGAGAUCUUUCAAGCACUACGCCGACCUUUUUUGUGCUGAAUGCGGAAAAGGUUUUACACAAAGUGCCCAACUUUAUAGACAUCAGAAAAAACACAUUCAUCUGCCGAGCCGCGCGAUCGAAAAUCCAUUCUCUUCUUCUGCUGGAGAAGGUCGUGCUUCACUCCUUAAAGGAGACAUAAAGUGUAACUGAAAACCCAUCCUAAUAUUGAAGGCAGUAUUGACUAAUAUAUGGUGCUGGUUUCACUUUGGGCUAAAAGGUAAAAUUAUCGUUAAAAAUGGCCUUUUUAUUUGAGCUCCUUAUAUGUCCUUGUUUCAAAUGAGGGGUGGGCGUGUCCUAAUGGUCCCUGCCAGAAGCACAGUAGGAGGGGACAGCCAAUCACAGCCCUGCAGUCACACAAGCACAGACAGG